UUGAAUUUUUAGUUUAAUCAAAUUGUUAAUUAAAUUUUUAUUUGUAAUUAAACAUUUACAUUUAAUUGGUGAAUUGUUUUACCAAGAUGAUUGUAUCAUAGAAAUUAAUAUUUAUUAGUGUAUAAAGUGAAACAAAAAUUUCAAUUUUCUUUUCUGCCUUCUCUUAUUUUUUCAUCUUUUUCUCUCUCUUCAUCUUCAUAUUGACAUCAGAAUAUAAAAGAAAAACAAUAACAUCAACAUUUUUGGUUUUCUUUCAGAUGAGUUUAACAAUUUACUAGUGAAUGUUAUCUACAAGACUUUGAGAAACACUUGGUAUCCUGUUUAUUUUUACCUAUAUUUAUAUAUACCGGGAAUCCAAUCUUCGAGGGAUUAACAACAUGUUGUUUAAUGAGAAAGUUUUAGAACUCGCUUUGAGUCAAAUGGGCCUUAACAUUGGUUGGCAGUCAAUGUCACAACAAUCCAUGAGAGUAUUACAAACUCUUGUUAUAAAAUAUAUUCAAGAACUUGGUAAAGCAACGAUGGGAUAUGCUAACAAUUGUAAUCGACAUACAGCUUUUCUUGGUGAUGUUAUUCUUGCCAUGAGACAGAUGAGUAUUAGUAUAGAGGAGGUUGAAGAAUAUAUCAAUGAAGUCGAUUGUGUUCCAUUUAUCAAAGGAAAUAACAUUCCACUUUAUCCUUGUGCUCCACCUAAGGGAUAUGUGAGGAUCAAUUUUCCUGGUCCAGAAGAAAUCGCUUCCAGGCCAGAAUAUAUGGAAGAAUGGUUACCCUCUUUAAACUUUGGUGAUAAAGCUGAUGAUAAGGAUGCAAAUAAUGGUAAUUCCGAUGAAAACAAUGGACAGGAAGGCCAUGCUGACGGAGAAAACGGUAUUGACGGUAAAAACGAUCCAAACGAUCCCGAAAGUGCAGCUGCUCAUGAAAGGCUGAACAAUCAUAUUCACCUGUCCUCUGUUUACCUCGACGAGGAAGGUAGAAUUGUUGGUAGAAAUGGUAAAGAAGGAGUUGCUCCCGAUAGUCGUUUACCUCCAAAGGAUGAUUAUGAAGAGAGACGUAUUGCCGAAGAAGAAGAAAGAAGAAGAAAAAUUUUAGAAGCAGAAGAAGCUGAAAAGAAGAGGAAACAAAAAAUCGAGGAGAUAAAAUUAAAACCAAUUAAAACCAUUAAGACCAAAUUGAAAGAUAAACCAUUUAGUAGGAUGAAGAAAACUGACUUAGGUGGACUCAAGAAAAAAAGAGGUCCACUAGGAUUAAAAGGAAACAUACGAAAAAAAUCAGCUCUUACCUUCAAAGUGUCUCUUUCUGGUCUACAAAGUGGUACACCCACGGCAAAACCAUCUCCAACAGUUACUCCUCGGUCUCCUCUUAGUUUCUUAAAUGACGACGAUGAUUUUGACAGUUCACAUAUCAACUCAAAAGAAAACAGUAAAACAACCAUUGACGAAGACACUAGUGCAAACAUUGACAAUACUAUUAACGAGGUUAUUGAAAGAUCUCGUUUACAAGACCUUGAACCUGGUGAAAUACCGGAAGACGAUUUUCUAUUCAACAAUCUGGAUGUGAAAAAUUCUAAAGUCAAGAAACCCAGGAAGAAGAUUAUCAGGAAAACAAAGAAAAAAGAUUCUUUCGAUUUAACUAUUGACAAUGUGGUUAAGACAUCUACCGAAAAUGAUGCUGUACCUCAUGAAGAAAAGUCCAAAAAAGACAAUGUGUAUACAUUUAGUGACGAAGUUAAUAAUGAUGUAAAAACUAAAGAGGAAUCGGGUGUUGAUGCCAAAGAAGCGGCUAAAAUUUUGGUCUCACUUUCGGAAGAUGUUCCAAAGAAGCAAAAGAAAAGUGAUUUAAAGAAAUUGAAAGUCACUUCACCGACACCAUCAAGUCCACCAAUUUUCAGUGGUUUUAAAGGAUCAAGCACAUCGUUUCCCAAAGUCGCACCCGGAAGUACUCCACUCUCACCCAACUCUAAUGCAACAAUGUUCGGCAAUCCAUUUUCAUCGCCCCUUCGAUCACCACCACAACCACCAAUACCAACACCUCCCUUAUUUUCAUCUCGAUCUGAUUUCUAUCAACUUGGUUCAUCACUUACAUCAACCUUUCAACCAUAUUCCAAUUCUGAUCAACCUCCUAAGCCGGCACUUAAAACACUGGCAGCCAAAAAAGCUCUACCGCCGAUCGAUGAAGCCCUUUUAUAAAAAGAGAAGAAGGAAAGAAAAAUGAAAGAAAAAGCCAUCAAUAAAAAGAAGGAUAAAGACAAGGAACGUGAAAAGAAGAAAGAGAAAGAAAGAGAAAAGGAACGAGAGAAGGAACAACGUGAAAAGGAAAAGGAAAGAGAACGAGAAAGAGAAAGAGAAAGAGAAAGAGAAAAGGAAAGAGAACGAGAAAGAGAAAGAGAGAGAGAAAAAGAGCGAGAGAAAGAAAGGGAAAGAGAAAUACGAGAAAAGGAAAAAGAAAAAGAAAAGGAAAAAGAACUUGCAAGAGAGAGAGAAAGAGAAAAGGCCAAAGAGAAAGAACAACGAGAAAAGGAGAAACUUAAAGCAAAAGAAAAAUCUAAAAACUUGGACGAAAUAAAAGAGAGCAAAAAAUCAAAGAAAUUGAAAAAGAACAUCGUAGAAGAGUCUUGGUUGGACUUCGACAAAGUGGACACCAAAUUAUCGAUAAAAGCGUUUAAUCGACGUGAAGAGUCACCCGUUCGUGAUGCAGUUUCUCCAGCAUCAUCAACAUCUUCUCAUAGAUUAGUUAUUCGAACCCCACCAUCGCCAAGUGAGAAAAAAGAAUCAAAGAAAAAGAAACAAAGAACCAAUUCAUCGAAUGCAAAUGAUGAACCACCUACUAAGAAGGCGAAAACAACAUUAUUAAAAGAAAAGGUCAAAGAGAAAGGUAAAGGUAAAGAAGACAAGAAGAGCAAAGAUAAACUGAAAGACGACGUUUCCUGUGUACUAAUUACGGAGACAAUUACAAGAGAGGAGAGAGGUCGCCAAGAGGAAAAAGAAUGGCUCUGUCCAGUUUGUAGUAUUCCUUACGAUGGAGCGGGCAACAUGAUUGGAUGCGAUGGUUGUGACGAUUGGUACCAUUGGACUUGUGUAGGAAUUAAGGAAGAUCCUGGCGAAGAGGAAUCUUGGUUCUGUGUUCGUUGUAUUCAAAAACAAAAAGUAAUCGAAACUAAAGUAAUCAAAAAGCCAAGUUCAAAAUCGAGUAGAAAAGAUUGGUCAUGUCCCAUUUGUCGUGCCAAUAAUCCCAAUGAACCAAUGGUAGGAUGUGACAAAUGCGAUGAAUGGUAUCACUAUUGUUGUGUUAAUUUAAAAACCGAACCAGCGGAAGAUGAGACAUGGUAUUGUCCACCCUGUUUACCGAAAGCCGCACCGAUAACAACACCGACCACAAGUAGCACCCUGAAAGGAGGAGCGGGCUCAUCUAGCGGGGGUGAAGGUGGUCGUUCGAGUGGUACUUCGAGCAAGAAUAAAAAGUCUAAACAAUCAAAAGCCGGCCGACCACCGAAAUCAGAGAAAAUUGAUAAAAAGGAUUCCCAUAAAUCAUCAUCUUCAUCUUCAUCAACCGCUUGGUCUUGUAGAGUUUGUAAUAAAUCAAAUAGCGGUAAUUGUAUUGCCUGUGACUCGUGUGACCAGUGGUUCCAUUGGCCGUGUGUCGGUAUUGUCAUUCCUCCGAAAUCUGAGGAUUCUUGGUACUGUGAAGAUUGUAUAAAGACACAAUAAUUAACUUAUAUUAAAACUAUAUAAUAAACCUCAUGGUUUAACCACAAAAUUUAUACAUUA
This is a messenger RNA of Panonychus citri (citrus red mite), 3761 nucleotides long. Its product is annotated as transcription initiation factor TFIID subunit 3-like. NCBI's taxonomy places the organism in Eukaryota, Metazoa, Arthropoda, Arachnida, Trombidiformes, Tetranychidae. The record is from RefSeq and is a predicted model, not a curated record. Gene Ontology annotation, molecular function: protein heterodimerization activity. Gene Ontology annotation, cellular component: transcription factor TFIID complex.